CACACCUUCUCUCUCUUGUUGUCCCGGUGCACACAGUCGUCUCCUGAGAUAAUGACUUCCAACUGGCACUUCAUCCUACUGGCGACGCUGCUGUUAGUGUCCUUCGCCACGGCCGCCACACAAGGGGGAGGAGAACCUUACAGCCACCCUAGCACAUCAGCUGUUCAUCCUAAUCCUCACCUCCACGAGCCGCUACCACAGCCUCACCUCCACGAGCCGCUACCACAGCCUCACCUCCACGCCCCUCGUCCCAACCCCUACCUUCAGGGACAGUUCGGCCACGGAAGACCCGUUUAUGGUGGGGCGUAUUUUAACAGCCCAGAGGUGUUCGGACCUACUGGAUACGGUUACGGUCCUAUUAGUCUCGAGUACUUUGGACCGGGACAGGUACAUGGACAAGGACAGACACAUGGACAGAGACAGGUACAUGGACAGGUGCAUGGACAGGUACAUGGACAGGUACAUGGACAGGUACAUGGACAGGUACAUGGUAGAUAUGGAAUAAACAGCCCUGAAAUUUACGGAUAACUCUACGUCUCCUCCUACAAUAUAAUGGCUACCAACAGCUCGAGUCUCCUGGAUUCCUUUAUGUAUAAUUCAUACACACACAUCCUCAAAGAUUGGUACGUUAAGUGAGUCACCAACGAUAUAAACAUCUAACUGGUGGAUUUUUAAAGAUGGCCUCCAAAACACACCCUGACUAUACUUUAACUUAAGGCCCUUACCCAAGACACUUAUGAGAAUAAAUGGCAAGAUAAGAGUGACUGAAUUCUUACUUACAAUUCAAAUAAAAAAAAGUUAAUACUGUAAUAGGUAAUAUAAUUUAAGUCUUCUAUUACUUAAAUAACCACAAUAUUUAAUAUAUAUCUUAUGUCUGUUAA
Molecule: messenger RNA, 881 nt
Organism: Homarus americanus (American lobster)
Lineage: Eukaryota; Metazoa; Arthropoda; Malacostraca; Decapoda; Nephropidae
Product: annexin B11-like
Exons: 3
Coding region: 52-528 (158 amino acids)
Source: RefSeq, a predicted model, not a curated record